This is a messenger RNA of Rosa chinensis, 819 nucleotides long. RefSeq lists its product as uncharacterized. Bases 1 to 819 code for a protein of 272 amino acids. NCBI's taxonomy places the organism in Eukaryota, Viridiplantae, Streptophyta, Magnoliopsida, Rosales, Rosaceae. The record is from RefSeq and is a predicted model, not a curated record. The transcript has 6 exons.
AUGUCUCAACUGUUAGAAGCAACUUCAUCACGUUCUGGAAGCACAGGUCGCAGCGCAAACGAAUCUGCACAGCUGCCUCCUCCAUUACCAGCAGUAGUAGAAGAGCAAGUCAAUACGCCAACAAGUAAAGUCGCACGAGGACAGAGCAAAGGCAUUCCGGAAUGGAAUACAGGUGUUAAAGUACAUGUUCAAUUUAAUGGAAUCAAUUUCCAGCCGGUGGGGGAAAGGGCAGGUCAGCUUAAGUCACAAUUGGGUCAAAUAGUACGAAAUGGCCAUAGGGUACCUCUAAAUAUUCUUGAUUGGAAGAAAGUUGGUAAUUAUGUGAAGGAAGAAAUUUGGGAAGAGGUUAAGAAAAACUUGGUGGAAGUCCCUGAAGGUUAUAAAUCAGUAUGCUUGGAAAAUUGUAAUUUGCUUUGGAAGGACCAUAAGAGCAAAACAAAAUCAUUUCACUAUGCGCCCAACAAGGACUAUCCUGAACUUGGUUCUAAAAAUCCUCCGCAUAUUGUUGCAGAGCAAUGGUCUGAGCUUGUUGCAUAUUGGAGCAGUGAGGAUGCAAAGAUGAUAGCAGAAAAAAAUUCAAUUAAUCGGGAGCUGCGUGGCCCAUGUCACAAGACCGGUCGAAAACAUUUUGCCCAAGUGCGAUAUGAGAUGGAAAAAGCUGGAGAACCAGUUGAUAAGUUUAGUGUUUGGAAGAGAACACGUGACUUAAAUGAUCACCUUGUGCAAGAGUUCAUUAAAUCAUAUGAAGAGAAACUUAGAAAGGAGUCGGAAGAGGAUCAGAACUUGACAGUGUUAAAGACCGAAUUUUCCACUCUUUGA